AUGGCAACUGCAGCUAGUCCAACUUCAUCGCUGUACGAAGUUCUUGGCCUUCCAAUGAGUGCAAGUGGUCAUGAGAUCAAAGCAGCUUAUAGGAGACUAGCAAGGAGGUGUCACCCAGAUGUUGUGGCCAUGAACCAAAAACAAACCUCUGCCACUGAAUUCAUGAAGAUUCAUGCAGCUUAUGCAACCCUAUCGGACCCUGAAAAACGAGCAAACUACGAUAGGGGUCUUUACCGGUGUGCUCGGCCUUUCGGGUCUUCGUCUUCAUUUUCCUCCGCAACAGCUGCGGCAGCAAAUACUUACCGGAACUGGGAGACUGACCAGUGCUGGUAG
This is a messenger RNA of Rosa rugosa (rugosa rose), 333 nucleotides long. Its product is annotated as chaperone protein dnaJ 11, chloroplastic-like. The record is from RefSeq and is a predicted model, not a curated record. Lineage: Eukaryota; Viridiplantae; Streptophyta; Magnoliopsida; Rosales; Rosaceae. The coding region runs from base 1 to 333 and encodes 110 amino acids. The transcript has a single exon.